AUGUGGGGCGACGAGGUGGCCAGCUCGCACAGCGCCGACGCCGCCAGCGCCUUCAGCUUCGGGGACGCCCGCUCGCCGGCGUCGCCGGCGAGCCCGGGCCGGUCAGACGGAUGGACGGAGGCGUUCGCGGCCCUGCAGAGGCAGCGCGAGGAGGGCAGGCGCGCCGCCAGCGGGGCCACCGACGUCGGCUGGAGCCCGAGCGUGCUCCGCGGCGGCGGCGCCGGCGCGGCGGCCGAGCCGCGGCCCGACCUGGGCGCGGACAGGCGUUACUUCCUGCCCGGCGUGCCCAUGGAGCUGCGGGAGCACAGGGUCGAGCACUCUCCGUCGUGGACCAGCUGGCAUGCGGGCUCGAAGGCGGACAGCAGCCCUUCGACGCCGUCGACCGCGGCCCCCGCCUCGGCGCUGGCGACGCCAUCGCGGGGGACGGUGCUCGGCCGCAUCGUGCCGAACUUCGCCGCGCCGACCGCCCCAGCUGGCUUCGCCGACGGCCUCGGCUCCGCCUCCUUGGCCUCCGUGGCGGCGGUGCCAUCGAGCGUCCAGGCUGGAGGUGGCAUCUCCGACCGCCUCGCGGCGCUCACCGAGGCCUACCUGAAGGGUGUCCCCGCGCUGCUCCUCCCCGCAGGGGACGCCGCGGCAGUCUCAGGCCUGGAGUCGGCGCCCUUCGACUGCAUGCCGCGGUGCACGCGCCGGCUGUGCUGA
Prorocentrum cordatum is the source of this 699-nucleotide messenger RNA. Lineage: Eukaryota; Dinophyceae; Prorocentrales; Prorocentraceae. The record is from the annotation of a GenBank genome assembly.